AAGCCGCGCAUUCAUCGAGGACCUUCACUGGUGCUGCUGAAGCCUGGAGGCUCAGUUGGGAUUCAGCAGGAGCAGCGGCGGCAGACAGGAAAGGGGGGGAAAAAAAUAUUUAAGAGGGUAGGAGGAGGGGAAAAAAUAGAAGAGGAGGAAUUGCUCGCCAGAUUGCAGCCGUUACUUAUUCAUUACUUAUCUAUUUAUUAAUUCUCGAACAACAAAACUGCCAUGGAGGAUUUGUUUUACGCAUGACAACUUCGAGUAACACCUCCAUCUCUUUUAUUCUCACUUCAACUGAACAUCAGUAAAUGUCGCGGAUGCGUCGUGGGCACCGGACCUACCCAGGGGUGUAGCCGCGGUGUUUCUGGUGCGUCGUUUUGCGCUGGCGGAGACCGUGAGAGCGCUCUGCUGUGUAUGAGAGAGAGAGAGGUGGGGGUGGUGGAGGAUCAGCCGCAGUGGCCGACUAGUCAGAAGGAUGCUGGAGGGCAAUGCCUACAGAAAGAGAGGAUGAGAUGUGUCCAAAGGCGCUUGAGCUGCUUUCCGACCUGUGCUCCAAGGGGGAGGUGCAGGACGACCACUGCCUGGAUUACAUCUACUACUUCAGGGACCUGGCCAGACCGCGCUACACGGACUCAGAUGUAUCGGUGAGCCUGUUGUCCCUGCUGGUGACCACCUGUGGUCUGGCUCUUUUCAGCGUCUCUCUCUUUGUCUCAUGGAAGCUAUGCUGGGUGCCACUGAGUGGCCGCUUCCUACCAGAUCUCCUAAAGGGAGUGCACUUCCUGGGAGGAGACCAACAGCCCGUCCUCACAGAGCUGCUGUCCGUCAUACACGUGGACGGGGACGAACGAGAGUACAGCGAGGAUGGCUGUGUAAAGGAGCCUUCGGGACCCCUCAUAGCUGUGGCUGUCCCAGAGUCGGGCCUAAAGAUAAGCCACACGUCGCCUGACAUCCCCCUGGAGAUCCAGACCAAGGUUGAGAAAAGCCAGGUCCACACUCUGGCACGAGACAGGGUCCAGAGACAGAUUACUGAGCCUACUUCGUCCGUACGACACAACUCCAUCCGACGUCAGAUUAACUUGUCCAAUCCGGACUUCAACCCUGCUCAGUUCCAACGCCAAGACUCACUCUCUGGUUUGGGCCGAAUCAAACCAGAGCUCUACAAGCAGCGAUCUGUGGACGCAGAAGAUGGCUGUUGUCCCGACGGCUGUGGGCGUCUCCUCUUUGUCCUGAAGUUUGACUUUGACCUAGAACAGCUGAUUGUGAAGAUCCACAAGGCGCAUGACCUUCCCGCCAAGGACUUCACAGGAACCUCCGAUCCUUACGUCAAGAUCUACCUGCUGCCCGACCGCAAAACCAAGCACCAGACCAAGGUGCACCGCAAGACACUCAAUCCGGUGUUCAAUGAGGUGUUUCUCUUUCCUGUGGCGUACGCCGAGCUGUCAAGCCGCAAGCUACACUUCAGCGUCUAUGACUUCGACAGGUUCUCUCGUCAUGACUUAAUUGGCCAAGUGGUGGUGGACAACUUCUUGGAUCUUGCCGACUUUCCACGGGAGACUAAACUGUGCCGGGAUGUACAAUAUGUGACCUCGGACAAUGUGGACCUAGGAGAGCUGAUGUUCUCAUUGUGCUAUCUCCCCACGGCCGGCAGGCUCACCAUCACCUUGAUCAAAGCCAGGAAUCUCAAAGCAAUGGACAUCACCGGUGCUUCAGAUCCGUACGUGAAAGUGUCCUUGAUGUGUGAAGGCCAGAGGCUAAAGAAGAGGAAGACGUCAACAAAGCGGAACACUCUGAACCCUGUGUACAAUGAAGCCAUUGUGUUCGACGUUCCUCCUGAGAACAUCGAUGAGAUCAGUCUGCUGAUAGCGGUCAUGGACUAUGAUCGGGUCGGACAUAAUGAAGUGAUUGGAGUAUGCAGGGUGGGCAAUGAGGCAGAGACCUUAGGGCGAAACCACUGGAAUGAGAUGCUGUCGUACCCACGGAAACCCAUUGCACACUGGCACCCACUCGUAGAGACUUCCAUGAAAUCAGACUUAUUUUGGUCCCCAGAAGAGUGUCAACUGUGUCACUGCUAAACAUUAUCCUUGGAAAAGUGGGUCGGACAGGGAGCGACAGAGACUGGAAGCCAAGGAGGAUCCACCAAUUCCCUGAAGACACCACCAUCGCCAUGAUCGCACACACACAUAGACAUACACACAGCCUUGGGGUGGUAGAAUGAUGAAGAUGAUAGACCUGCAGAUGACUGAAAUGUUAAUAAUAAUAUAGUGUUACUAACAAGCAACGACAGUAGAAGCAUCAGCUAACAGCCAUUCCACUAAGCUGGUGUGUCAUUAGAUUGACAAGUUUUAGUGUGCUAAGACCGCUGCAAAUCCUCACAUCUUUUGUUCCUCUUCACAACCAAAAACCACUUUAACUACAUUCCAACUGAUCUACUAGAGUGCUUUUAAUUUGACAUUUUUGAGCUGUUGCUGACUGCAUUAAGAGUUCGACCUUUUGAAACAUGUUUUGUGGACCAAAAAUCAUUAAUUUCUAGCUAGUGGUUGUGCUUUGUAUGAGUAAUUAACUUCAACAGAUGCAGUAAGAGUUUCACAGUAGAGAUUUAGAAAGGACAGACAGGGCAUUCCUGUUCAGCUCCCUUUCAACAUUUGUUUCAUGCAGUCACGAUAAAAGGGGAUUUUCUUUAGUCAAAGUUUUAACUCUUUUUGGCAACUUUCUCACAGAAGACUAUAUACAAAUAUGUAAAGUGAUUAGGGUUUGCUACAUCAAUGUUUAACACAUUGCACAGACAGAACAAAAAAGUUUUUUUUAUUAACCACCUGUUAAAAUUUACAUACUUAGUUAACAGGGUGUGGUCAAAAUUAAGAAAACAGGUGUUGGCGGUGUCUGCAAAACGGGCUUCUGGCUAAAGAGCAACUACUAAUGUUUCCCACUGACACAUUCGCAUGCACAAAACAUUCUGGUGUUUGGCCUGAGACCAUAUUCCUAUUAAAAUGUUAACAUGGCUAUGCCAAUUAGUUUUCCCCUUUACAUUUAACCGUAGCUACUCUGAUAAACGUAAGCGAUGACAGAUUUUUCCGCUUUUUUACAUUUUUUAUUCCAUUUUUUCAAUGUCCUUCUUAAAGAGGUCAGUAUUUGCUUUCACAUCUUCAAAAGUCAUCUAGUGAAUACACUAACACCAUAACUGAUGGUAAAGACAAAUCCAAGAAAAUAAAGUUUGAGAAAAGAACAUUUAAUACUCGCUGAGAUGAAAACAUGUUCUCACUUUCAACUCCAAUGGUGACGCUUUGUCAGCCAGUGCCUUUUGGCAUUUCUUUUCAGGUCAGUCGAUAGUUCACACACACUUAUUUGUCCCCCGCUAGACAUGUCAGUUAUGGCCAAACACACUCUUUUCUUAAACUAAAAACCCAAACCUAAAAAAUAAAUUCCCUGCUGUUCAUCUUGAAAAGAAACUAUGCAUGUAUUGGGUCCUUUUGACGGGGGCUUUGGCAUCAUAAUAAAUAAAUAAUAAUGACUAUAUCUUCCCCUUGCUGUGAAAUCUACUUGUAACAGGACUUCCUAUUCGUUUAGACCACACGCUGCUUUUGUUUUAAUAAAGCCAGUGUUUGUUGUUUUGAAAUUCAGACUAAUGCUAGUACUGUUUAUGUCUUUGUAUUAGACACUGUAACGAAUAGCAAUGGUAAUUUGUGUGUGUUUGUAGGGUACACUGCAUGCAUCAUUUUUUGAGUCAUUUUUUAAAAUCUCUUCUGCGUAAACAUCAGAUGUAUUAUGAACUUAAGAAAGAUUGUGUAAAUUGUCCAUUCAGAUGUUGUUAAUACAUUUUUCUCUCUCUAUAUAUAAAUACAUAUAUACAGUAUAUAAACAAACGGAAUGGGUUUAUAGUGAGUGUGAGGGGAUGUCACAGAGAGAGUUCAAAAGAGAGAUUGAAUGAGACAGGUAUAAACACACACAUAUCCCCCUCAGGCCUUUCCCCCCCAACCUCACACAUGUGCUGUGAGCUCUCCCAACCCACUGCUGGGAUUGAAAGUCAUUUGAAGAGCUUCCGACAACACACACACCUUCAAUGGGGACAUAGACGUAGCACACAAUGGGGGUUGAAAUGCCAGGUAAAACACCCACAUGUAUCAUGUUGCUUGUGUAAAGACUCACAGUAGUGAUUUGGGUUCAUUGACACAUUCACCUAGUAAAUGUGGAAUAUUUAGCAAGCGGCUGUCUGCUAAACCACCUGGAAACCUUUUAUAGAAGAAAAGGGUUUGGUACAUUUGCACACUCGUGUUCUUCAAUUUUACUCCCAACUCACCCCGUCACUCCCAGAUUCAUUAUUUUGCAAGUUGCAUCAUUUCCAGUCUCUCAGGUCCAAGUUUAUGAGCAGUUGAGGUGCAAUCUGGCAGCCGCAAUUAUAACAUCGUCAAAGAUUCUCCAAGCAGCGUUUCCGUGUGCAAUGGGGGCUUCUGGCUUUUUACAGUGACAAAAAGGAAAAUAAACAAUUUUUUCAGUGCCAA
Messenger RNA from Gasterosteus aculeatus aculeatus (three-spined stickleback), 4490 nucleotides. RefSeq names its product synaptotagmin-9-like. The record is from RefSeq and is a predicted model, not a curated record. Gene Ontology annotation, biological process: calcium-ion regulated exocytosis. Lineage: Eukaryota; Metazoa; Chordata; Actinopteri; Perciformes; Gasterosteidae. Gene Ontology annotation, cellular component: exocytic vesicle; plasma membrane; dense core granule. Gene Ontology annotation, molecular function: phosphatidylserine binding; SNARE binding; clathrin binding.